This is a messenger RNA of Triticum dicoccoides, 961 nucleotides long. Its product is annotated as signal peptidase complex catalytic subunit SEC11A-like. The transcript has 8 exons. The record is from RefSeq and is a predicted model, not a curated record. Gene Ontology annotation, cellular component: signal peptidase complex; membrane. Bases 78 to 620 code for a protein of 180 amino acids. Gene Ontology annotation, molecular function: serine-type endopeptidase activity. NCBI's taxonomy places the organism in Eukaryota, Viridiplantae, Streptophyta, Magnoliopsida, Poales, Poaceae.
GGCCGGAAGCAAAUACGGAGCAUCCCCGGGGACUUCACCGGAAAAGUGGACAGCACUUCCGCCGAGCGCCGGGCAAGAUGGGGUUCAUCGGCGACCAGGUGGAGGCGAUCCGCUCGAUGCAGGUCCGCCAGGUGCUCGCGCAGAUCAUCAGCCUCGGUAUGAUUGUUACGUCGGCAUUGAUCAUAUGGAAGGGGUUGAUGGUUGCGACUGGGAGUGAGUCCCCGGUGGUCGUAGUUCUUUCUGGUAGCAUGGAGCCUGGCUUUAAAAGGGGUGAUAUCCUGUUUUUGCGCAUGAGUGAAGAACCCAUCCGUACUGGAGAAAUAGUUGUUUUUAAUGUUGAUGGCCGUGAAAUUCCAAUUGUUCACCGUGUGAUUAAGGUUCAUGAACGCCAGGAAAGUGCUGAAGUUGACAUCCUCACAAAAGGUGACAACAAUUUUGGGGAUGACCGACUGCUGUACGCACACGGUCAGCUGUGGCUUCAGCAGCACCACAUCAUGGGGCGGGCUGUAGGCUAUCUUCCAUACGUUGGGUGGGUUACCAUUGUGAUGACUGAGAAGCCGAUCAUCAAGUACCUUCUGAUUGGCGCACUGGGCCUGCUGGUGAUAACGUCGAAAGACUGAAGAUUCCACCUUGUCACAGGGUCGUAGUCUGGUCUUGUAGUAGCGCAGAAGUAACCGACAGCUGAAGAUGUUGCAUCGUGUAUUGAAUGGAAGUUUUCAUGUGUCUGUUUUGACUUCUCGUGUAUUGAAUGGAAGUAACCGACACCACUUCGACGUUCGUGUCUUCCUAGUGUGGCCAGUGUUGGCUCUGUGGAGGAUAUGGGAGCGGAGCUAUAUGGUUGUCUCCUCGGGGCAGUUUGCUGUGGUCGUGGCUCCAGUGUUACAGAUCAUGCAUGAGCUUCUGGAGCUAUGCCUGAGCUCUGCUUUGCCUCUGUCAAUCGAGCAUAUGAAGGUGGACUCCA